CCUCACUUAACCGACACUAAUGUCAAACGUGGACAGGAGCAGACAGGCAGUGCUGUAAGAGGAACAGGAGGAAGAGGGUCAUUCCUGUAGCACCAUUCUUCUGACCACGCGUAUGCAUGGGGAACAAUAGCAGCUCCACAGUGGAUGAUCUCCAGGCUGUCGAGAUCCACCACUGGUACAAGAAGUUCAUGACAGAGUGUCCUUCUGGACAGCUGACAGAGUAUGAAUUUAAACAGUUCUUUGGGCUUCGAGGGCUGGAUCCAGAGGCCAAUGAGUACAUUGAGCAGAUGUUCCGCACAUUUGAUAUGAACAAGGAUGGAUAUAUUGACUUCAUGGAAUAUGUGGCUGCCCUCAGCCUUGUUCUCCGUGGGAAGAUGGAGCAGAAAUUGCGGUGGUAUUUCAAGCUCUAUGAUGUGGAUGGCAAUGGCUGCAUUGAUCGACAUGAGUUGCUCAACAUCAUAAAGGCUAUUCGAGCUAUUAAUGGUGGUAACCAUGAAACUAGUGCAGAAGAGUUCACCAACCGAGUCUUUGACAAAAUUGAUGUGAACGGAGAUGGUGAACUUUCUCUGGAUGAAUUUGUGGAGGGAGCAAGGAAAGAUGAGGAAUUCAUGGAGGUUAUGAUGAAAAGUUUAGACCUGUCACACAUUGUUGCCAUGAUCAACAAUCGUCGGCAUAGUGUAUAAAUCAGUCUGGGAGAACACGCUGUGCCAACAGACAGAAGGGUGUACACUCACCAGAAAGAAGAGACAGCAUUUUUAAAAACAAACAAAAUUUCCAUGAACACACAUAUGGAAGUAUGAACAGAAAGACACUGUUAAAUUUCUGUAUCUGAGUGCAUGUUCCUGUACAAAUAUUGAAGCUCAGCUACAUAUGUGCCCAGCAGGUUCAGAAAAACUGGAGCUGGGUGGCAGUAUUGGACCUGACUUCCUAAAAUUUAAAGGCCGAGUUUCAGGGCACAAAUUUCCUCCUUAUUCUGUGUCCCAGAUUGUCACUUUGCAAUGAACUAAAAGUAACAUUAAGGUUGUGAAGAGCUCUAGCAGAACUGGGUGAUGGACUGUGGAGAAUUUCUGACAUGUACAAAAGAAGAGCUUCAAAUGGUUAUCAGUGUAGAAAACUGUCAAAAUAAUGUAACUUCCACUGUUCUUGUCAUGAUAUUAGGUCAUAAACACUAGCAUGUUUGUCCGUACCAGAUGUGCUUGGAUUUGGUAGUCUCUACAGAGUAGCUUUAUUCAUAAGUUCUCAAGACCUGAAGGAAAAAUCAGCCUUUAAAGCUGAUAGUGACAAAUCUGCUCCCAGCUGCACUGUCAGCAAUGCUGCUGUUUGCAGCUUUCUGUGAUCACAGAACUCUUUACCAAAAAGUCAACAGUUUAGGAGCAGCUUCUGUAACCAUGAGAACCAUUCUGUAACCAGAGAAAAUAUGAUACUGUUUCCCAAAGCAGAAUAAUUACCUGAGAGAUCAAAUCUUUUUUAGAUACUUUGUCCUACUAUCCUCUCAUGAAAACUGAAUAAAUGAAGUGUGUGAAGAUGAUCCUGAUAUUAUUACUUCACACAUCCUUUAUUGGUCUUUAUUCUUGGGGAGAAAACCUAAGAAGCAAAAGACAACUCAGCAAAGUGACUUGUGACUUCUGCCAUUUAUGUGAAUACUGGAGUGAAGUUGAUACUCUAGAUCAGUGCUGCCACAAAUGCCUCUGUCUUUGUACAUGACAGGAAGAGUGAUGUAUCAUGGACAGAAACUGAGCAAACUGUAUCUUGUUCACUGAUGUUAGGUAAGGUCACAAUCAGAAGAUCCUUUGCAUCUGGAGAGAGAACAAGAAGGUAAGAAGAAUGCACGAAAAGUUCCUCAGUGUCUAUGCCAAGCAGGCAUGUUUUUCCUGUGCAGGAGGAAGAACUUGCAGACCUGUAACAAGAAGACUUUAGAGUGAACUUGCUUAUGUUCAAGCUUCACUGACGUACAUGUGUAUACUGAACAAAGUGUCUAGGCUUUCAUCUAAGUCAAGGGUGAUUUAGCCAAUAUUGUCACUGGAGCUUGAGAGAGUGAGUGAUCAUGUUUAGAGUAGGUGCCAACAUUCUGCCAGAUGGGCUCAUACGCCAGCUCCCACUGGCACGUACACGUAUGCAGUCUUGGAGCUUCUGAAAGGAAUCACAACCUGGGUAUCAGCAAACAUUGCUUAGUGCUCCAGAGGAUUAUCACAAGUGUGUGCUGUUGGACUCUGCUUCUCUUUGGACUGAGGAAGGCUGAGGUUUUUUCCAAGACUCUGUUGAACCUGUCCUGUACCUUUUACAAGUCCUCAGUUGCCUGCAGCUUCGUGGGUCAGUUAAAGCUGCAUUUUUAUUACCAUCUGACAUACAGAAAAAACCCUACUUUAGUUCUCAGGAAAGUAAAGAAUUUUUCUAAGUGCAGCUGAUGUAUUAAAGAAAUCACCAAGAAGUUGCAGCUGCCAGCAGUGUUGCAACAAGCUGCUGUGCACACUCUACAGAAUCUUCUUGAUGUACAUAGAGAAGAAGGACAUGUACACAGUACAUUCUCAAUAAUAAUCUUAAAUAUUUGUAAGAAGAGGGUUUUUUUUUUUUAAUAGAUGUUCUAGAAAACUGUUUCUUCCUUAGCUGUCAUUGCUGAUGAUGCUGGAACAUUUCCCAGCUAAGAUGCAAUUAUGACAUUUAUAAUAGGCAAAAAAAAUGCAUCAUGCUAUCACUACACUAAGUUGCAGAUGUGUGUUUUGUUCUUAAUGUUUUUGUUCUGUCACUGAAUUAUUUCAUUGGAUUUAGCUCUGCAGCUAGCAUGUUCUUUUAAAGACCAAUCUGGCAGUAUAUGUGCCUUUAUCAGAAGCUUUAUGGGAAGGAAGACCUUGGGGGGUGGGGGGAGAGGAAAUCUCUGUAAAGGGGAGAUAAUUAUUUUCUGACCUACUUGGCUCUCUUUGUACAGUUAAAAUUUAAAAAUGUACAAUAAACAUCUUGGAACUGUU
This is a messenger RNA of Athene cunicularia (burrowing owl), 2963 nucleotides long. Its product is annotated as guanylyl cyclase-activating protein 1-like. The record is from RefSeq and is a predicted model, not a curated record. NCBI's taxonomy places the organism in Eukaryota, Metazoa, Chordata, Aves, Strigiformes, Strigidae. Gene Ontology annotation, molecular function: calcium sensitive guanylate cyclase activator activity; calcium ion binding. The coding region runs from base 117 to 683 and encodes 188 amino acids. The transcript is spliced from 4 exons.